AUGUUCAGCUCAACAACAAUGACAAAGAGCGAUCCAGCAUCAAUGACAAUAAGCAAGCUGACCCAGCGCAAGCACUCGCGUCGGUCGCACCAGAAGUCGCGAUUAGGCUGCAGCACCUGCAAACGACGACACAUUAAGUGUGAUGAAUUGUGGCCACAAUGUUCCAAUUGCAUGAACCACUCUGUCAUUUGCGAUUACUCUCUCUCAACGGACCCAAGCCGACCACCGCCAUCUGCAAGACCCGUUCAAUCUGAAUUAUCGGGAAGGUCGGAGCGUCUUUCCAACUGGAUCUUUGUCCCAUCGGAGUAUCAGGGCACAUUGAAACGCCCAAGUCCCGACUCUAUUUCCAGUUCGAUGACCUUGAGUUUAACUGGCACUCAAUCCCCUCCUCCAUCAUCAUCCACUUCCCUAUCUGCCUCUCUACUCUCGUCCAAGCCCAGUUCCACUCCUACAACAUUUGAUCUCCAGGACUUCACCCUCCACCACCACUAUCUUACCUCAACCUGUUACACUCUCGCCGAGGAUGACGGCAGUCUCCACUUCUGGCGUGAUGAAGCCCCUAAAUUGGCAAUCACGCAUCCCUUCAUUCUGCAUCUCAUCCUCGCGCUAGCUGGUCUACACAGAGCCAGAAAUACCUCCCACGGCACACUUCCUGAUCCAAAGGGAAAUGAGUCCUGGCUCGUGGAUAGAGCAGAUAUGCAUCUUUCUGUAGGGUUACGUGGGAUCGCAUCCCUCGUCGGGGAUAUAAACCCCGGAAACAUCCGUCCUGCGUGGGUGGGCGCUACGAUUCUAUGUUUUUUGCCUAUGGCGCGGGGUCCCCGACCGGGGGAAUAUUUGUUCUUCACCAUUGGUGAUCAUCAUGAAAACAUGGCGGAGUGGCCUUCUUUGGUGAGAGGUGUGAGGACGCUUUGUGGGAUAUCGAAGGAUCUCAAGUCUCGAGUAGAGAACUGUUGUUCAUCGCAAAUUUGUGGGGGAGGCAAGGCGUCCGGAAUUGAAUACCAGAGAACGCUAGAGAGGUUGAGACAGUGGGUGAUUCUUCAAAGCGAAAAGCAGGGCGAGGUGAAUGGCUGGACGAUGAAGCACUGUUAUGUUAAUGCGAUCGCUAUGUUGGAGCGGAUGUUCAGUGAGAUGUGCGGGGAAGGACACGAUGCAGGAUGUACGAUUGGCAGGCUGGCGAUGAUGGUUUAUGACUGGAUCUGUUGCUUUGAUCCUGGACUGAGUGAUUUCCAGAGGAGAGAGCCAGUGGCAUUGGUACUGCUGGCUUAUUUCCUGGUGAUUAUGAAGAUCCAUGAUGAGGUGUGGUUUGCUCGAGGGUGGGCUGAACAUAUCAUCGGGGGCAUUGAGGAAUGCUUGGGUAGGGAGGAUCGUCGGUGGCUACAAUGGCCGAUGGAGACCAUCUUUGGCCUGGAUGAUUGUGCAACCAAGAAGACACAGUCAUCCUAG
This is a messenger RNA of Aspergillus tubingensis, 1443 nucleotides long. RefSeq names its product Zn(II)2Cys6 transcription factor domain-containing protein. Gene Ontology annotation, molecular function: zinc ion binding; DNA-binding transcription factor activity, RNA polymerase II-specific. The coding region runs from base 1 to 1443 and encodes 480 amino acids. Gene Ontology annotation, biological process: regulation of transcription by RNA polymerase II. NCBI's taxonomy places the organism in Eukaryota, Fungi, Ascomycota, Eurotiomycetes, Eurotiales, Aspergillaceae. The transcript has 2 exons. The record is from RefSeq and is a predicted model, not a curated record.